AUGAAGCUCGCAUUCGCUACAGCCAUUUUCGCCGCAGUCACCGGCACCACAGCCCUCCAAGCGAACGAGCUAUGUGGGGAUAAUAAGAACUGUGAAUCGGCCUGUCAAAACGGGCAAUACUACAUUGUGUCGAAUAACGGUACCGCAUUCUUUGGGUGCAAGCUCUCAGCGCAGACUAAAGACUAUAAGUUGAUGUGGUGUCUUAGAUCAGAUGCACCCUCUGUUGAUGAAGCAUACAAUGUUAACGGACAUCGUUCCGUCUGCGAGGCGGCAGUAGGAGUUGUCAACAAUUGCCACAACACAUGUGUCAUCCCUCAGACUAAGGAGAAAGUUUACAAGAAAUCUUGCUCUGAGAGCAAGGGCAAAGCAUACGCUGUUUAUGAUAAGCUUUUUACCUACGAUGAUGCGGAGGCUGAGGUUAAGAUAGGAUGCGAGUAUUGA
This is a messenger RNA of Penicillium crustosum, 441 nucleotides long. RefSeq lists its product as uncharacterized. The transcript has a single exon. The coding region runs from base 1 to 441 and encodes 146 amino acids. Lineage: Eukaryota; Fungi; Ascomycota; Eurotiomycetes; Eurotiales; Aspergillaceae. The record is from RefSeq and is a predicted model, not a curated record.